GUGUACGAACGCAUGCCUGGGCGCAGGGCCAACCUUUUCGCACAUGGAGCAGAGGGAGGGAAUUUAAUUUUGGCUUCGGAACUGGCGGCAUCUAGCAGAGGGGCGUUCAUUUGCACCUGAUGAGUGGCCGCAGUGGGAUAUCUUCUUGCGGCUCAUGCCUUUGUGCGAGCGGAUGGACGAACCCUAUGGAUUGCGUUGGAGUCAAGUUGGCGAAUAAAUGGUGAUAAAGAUAUUUCAGACUUGCAGCAGGUGAUUGAAGGCAGAGAUGGAGGAGGGCACUUGGUCUGCAGGCAGCCUCCGCCUGGUGCCCUACACACGUGAGUCGCUGGCCCGACAGGAGAACCGUUGUCGGUCCGCGGAGGCCCGACGCGAAGAACACGGCUUCCGUCGAGAACGCGCCACUAACCUACCAGAAAGAGAGUGUGUCUGCAUAGCACCUGAUCUGUUGCCCGCCAAGAUUUUCUACACACCCCUGGAGGACAUUGGUCAGUUCGGACUCGAUAAGACAUUCUGUGUGAUAGCUAAAAGGUCUUCCAGCUACUACCUAUACAGGUAUUCUGCAGAAGAUUCUCUAUUUCUUUUCAGUCCUUGGUCUAUAGUAAGAAGAUUUGCCAUUCGUAUUUCUUGCCACAGGUAUUUUGAACUGGUAGUCAUGACGACAAUUCUUCUUAACUGUGUCUUCCUUGCUUUAUCUCAACCUAUAGAAGAAACUGAAUACGUGUUCCUUGUCAUUUACACUAUAGAAAUGAUAAUCAAAGUUAUUGCCAAAGGUUUUAUUUUGAAUAAGUAUUCAUACCUGAGGAAUCCAUGGAAUUGGUUGGAUUUCAUAGUAGUUUUAUCUGGAUACAUCACACUGUGCUUGCAGGCUUUUGGUAUGGCCAUAGGAAAUUUAUCUGGCCUUAGAACUUUUCGAGUUUUGAGAGCUCUCAAAACUGUCUCUAUUACGCCAGGGCUAAAGACCAUUGUAAAUGCAAUGCUACAUUCGUUGGGAAUGCUCGCAGAGGUGAUGACUCUUACAGUGUUUUGUCUGAUGGUAUUUGCACUUUUAGCCUUACAACUUUACGUAGGUCUCUUACGUCACAAAUGUGUCUUGAACUUCCCUUACCAACAGAACUUCUCUCAUCGAGCUUAUGCCCUGCACGUGCACAACAAAUCCUCAUGGCUUGUGGACAAUGAUGGCCAGCCCGCUGUUUGCGGAAACAAGACAGGAUCCAGGCGAUGCCCCGAGGGAUACACGUGUCUUCCUGGAAUCGGUGAAAAUCCGAAUUACGGUUACACCAAUUUCGAUUCCUACGGGUGGUCUAUUCUCACCACCUUUCAGCUCAUUACACUGGAUUUCUGGGAAGAUGUCUACAAUAAAAUCAAUGCCACGACAGGUCCGACGAGCGUUUUUUUCUUUAUGCUUGUAGUCUUCUUUGGUUCCUUUUAUCUUAUCAACCUAACUCUGGCUGUUGUCGCCAUAGCCUAUGAAGAGGAAGCAGCGACUACACUCAGGGAACAGGACAAGAUAAAGCGGCUGAGAGUGAGCUUUCCCUCCCGGCUGUACUCCACCCUGAUUGCCUUGAAAGCGCAGACCAGGAUGUUUCGCCCCACUUUCAGCAGGCGAUCGCGUCAGCCUCAGAGGUGGUGUAGUCCCAGGAGGGGCGCAGGCCUUCCCGCCCCGGCCAGGGCUGCCCCACCCAGGAUUCCCAUACCCAGGAGUGACUGCGUGAGCGCGCCUCGAAACCAUUUCAGAAAUCGCAUAGUCAUACCAGGUGAGACCCUUUUCGAAGAAGAAGAGGAUGAAGAAGGUCAGCAGACUCGAAGUCCUAGAAGAGCGCAUUCAUCUUCUUUGGGAGAGACUCCAGACAUUGUCAUCAGUGCAGGAGGUCAACUUCCCAUCGUGGGGCGAGUGAUGAGAAAUCACGCCACCAGACUACCCAAGAACACAGUUCAAGCAUUUGAAGAGAAUCUCAGAAGCCCACCAAGUGAUCUAAGUCUUGCAGUAACUUGGAGGAGCAUUCAUUGUGGUUAUUUCUAUCGUCGUUGUCAAAGUCUAUUUCGAGCUACUCUUCGAGGCUUCAUGCAACUCAGGCAUUAUUUGGCAGUUAUUGUGAAUGACCCGCUUUUUGACAUGAUGAUUACAGUCUGCAUCCUUCUAAACACAGCUUUUCUUUCCAUAGAACACUAUGGAAUGUCUGCAAAGACAGAAAGAAUUUUAAAACUUGGAAACCUGGUGUUCACAGUCAUCUUCUGUCUAGAGGCAGUCGUAAAAGUGGUGGCUCUGGGUCGGGAGUAUUUCCGCAGCAACUGGAAUCUCUUCGAUUUGGUGGUUGUAGUGGUCAGUCUAGCAGACCUGAGUUUCGAGACUGUUGGAGGGCUAUCUGUCCUCAGGACUUUCAGAUUACUUCGGGUAGUAAAACUUGCCCAAGCCUGGACAACGAUGAGGCUACUUCUUACGAUAAUUGCAAGCACCCUGGGAGCAGUAGGGAAUAUGACACUUGUUCUGGCGGUCAUUAUCUAUAUAUUUGCUAUUUUAGGAGUGCAGCUGUUUAGUGACAUCUAUACACCUGAAAAUUUUGCUCCAGAUCCUGUGCCCAGGUGGAACUUCACUGACUUCUGGCAUUCUCUGUUGAUGAUGUUCCGCAUUUUAUGCGGGGAGUGGGUGCAGCCCCUUUGGGACUGUAUGCGGGUAUCAGGCGAAAAGUACCACGUGUGCAUCGUUCUCUUUCUGGUCGCCCUAACCAUGGGCAAUUUUCUCGUUCUGAAUUUAUUCUUGGCCAUGCUUCUGAACUCGUUUAACACGCAAGAGCUUCAAAAGAAAGGAGAAGAUCAUGAGAAAACAAGUACAAACUCCAAAUUCUGGAAAGGUUUCAAUCGUAUCAGGGGAGUUAUUCGACGAAAUAACGUUGGAUCCGAAGAACCGUUUGCUCAGUCUGUCACCCCUCUAUUCCAGAAAAGAAGGUGGACUGAGCCUGGAAUUUCAGUUCGUCAGCCUUCUCCCAGAAGAGUCAGUGAUCUUUCUCAAAGAAUAUACGAUACAUUACAACAAUCAAGAGAUUCACCUGGUCGGCUCAGCAGUUUCAGCUCGACUAGAACAGUCAUUUCCUCAAACAAGCAGACGUCAGAAAAUCGCACGAAUUCUACAGUCGAUGGAAUGGAGACACAAAAUAAUUCGAAAGAUUCAAGUCCCGUGAAAGGGCAAGAUGAUGAAAAUUGUGUUAAAGAACCUCCGGACUGUUUUCCAACUUGCAUGUAUAGAUGCAUUGAUAUGGAAGGACGCCCAUUCUACAAAUACUGGAUGCGAAGUAGAAAGUUUGUUCUUAUAGUUGUUGAUCACAGGGCUUUUGAAUGGACAGUUUUAGUUCUGAUAUUCAGCAGCAGUGUUAUCUUGUGCUUCGAAGACAUUUUUCUUCCCGAUAAACCAGGCCUGAUGACGGUUUUGUGGUACUUCAACUUAUUCUUCACAGCAUGCUUUGUGUUGGAAGUCAUUUUGAAAUGGAUGGCAUACGGCUUUGUAAUCUACUUCAGCAGUCUGUGGACAACAUUAGAUUUCAUUAUCGUAUGCGUAUCCGUUGUAAGUGUUGUGGCAGAAUCUUCUUCAGGAAAUGGUUUGUACGCUCUUCGAGCCUUCCGGACACUUCGAGCUCUGCGUCCGUUGCGUGCUAUAUCGAGAUGGGAAGGUAUGAAGAUAGUGGUGAAUGCAUUGAUGUCUGCUAUUCCAUCCAUUUUCAAUGUUCUUCUCGUGUGCCUCGUCUUUUGGCUCAUUUUCAGCAUCAUGGGUGUCCAGUUUUUUGGCGGAAAAUUUUAUCGAUGCGUUGAUCAAAUAGGCACCACUUUACCGGUACAAAUAACACCGGAUGUUGGACAGUGUUUAACUCUCAACUACUCUUGGAUCAACCGAGACAUCAACUUCGACAACGUUGGAAAUGCCUAUCUUGCUCUUUUCCAAGUCGCAACUUUUGAAGGUUGGAUGGAGGUCAUGGAAUACGCAGUUGAUACGACUGAAAUUGGACAUCAACCUUAUGCAGAAGCUAAUUUUCCAGCUUAUAUUUAUUUUGUGACUUUCAUCAUCUGUGGAUCAUUCUUCACGCUUAAUCUUUUCAUCGGUGUCAUCAUAGACAACUUUAAUAUGUUGAAGAAGAAAUAUGAGGGAGGCAUUGUGGAAGUAUUCCUCACAGAAAGUCAGAGGGCGUAUUACACAGCCAUGUUGAAACUAGGUCGAAGGAAACCCCAGAGAAUCGUUACUCGUCCACAGAACAGAUACCUUAGGAUCUGCUAUGAUUUGUCAAUGAGUCGAAGGUUUGAGAUGGUUGUUUUCAUUUUCAUCAUAUUGAAUAUGGUAGCAAUGACCGUGGAGCAUUACCAACAGCCCGAGCAAGUAACUUUCAUUUUGAACAUGCUCAACAUUGUCUUCACUGCCCUCUUUUGUACUGAGGCCGUCAUUAAAAUCAUAGGCCUCAGGCAGUAUUAUUUCACUUUUCCCUGGAAUGUCUUCGACCUCGUCGUCAUCAUCAUGUCAGUCAUAAGCAUAAUUUUUGAAGAAGCUCUUCAGCAUCUAGUCAUCAGUCCUACCCUUCUGCGAGUGAUCAGACUUGUCCGAAUCGGAAGAAUCCUACGCCUAAUCAAAGCCGCCAAGGGCAUCAGAAAACUGCUUUUCGCCCUUGUCAUUUCUCUCCCUGCCUUAUUCAACAUUGGUGCUCUACUCUUCCUUAUCACCUUCGUUUAUGCCAUCAUUGGCAUGUUCCUGUUCGGUCACGUCCGUCUGCAAGAUUCUCGCAGUGGAACCAGUGGACUCUCUGAAAUGGUCAAUUUCCAGACAUUCGCCAACAGUAUGAUCCUUCUCUUCCGACUCACGACAUCAGCUGGUUGGAAUGACAUUCUGGAUUCUCUGAUGAUCCAACCUCCUGACUGUGAUCCAAAUCUCGGCGACUGUGGCCAUCCAACUCUAGCUAUUAUAUACUUAGUGACUUAUAUCAUUAUUAAUUUCAUGGUCAUCAUAAAUAUGUACAUUGCUGUCAUUCUGGAGAAUUUAAGUCAGGCUAGUAAAGAAGAAACUGGCAUAUCAGAAGACGAUAUAGAGAUGUUCUAUGUGUGCUGGUCACAAUAUGAUCCCAAUGCAACACAGUUCAUUCACCAUAGUCAACUUUCAGAUUUCGUCGCAAGUCUAGAUCCUCCACUGGGUAUUGAAAAACCGAACGAACCUGCCCUUGUGGCGAUGAACAUCCCCAUUGCAACCGGAGAUAGGAUUCAUUGUCUUGACAUCCUCCAUAGCCUGGUCAACCUGGUCCUGGGGGAUGUUGAAGACACGGAGGAAUUCAGGACGGUUCAGAGACAAGUAGAUCAGAGAUUUCGAAAGAGCUUUCCCACCCGGAAUUUGGUGGAGAUAAUAAGCACGACUCACAAGCGAAAACAACAAGACAAUGCGGCUAAGGUGAUACAAAGGACUUACAAAAAGCAUCGAAAUAGAUUAAUGAAUAAUACAGAGAAUGAGAGCUAACAUUCAAAGUGAAUACUAUUUUAUUCGCUCAUUUUUUUAAUGCUUAAUAAAGUUUUGUUAUAACAAUUCUA
This is a messenger RNA of Argiope bruennichi, 5550 nucleotides long. Its product is annotated as sodium channel protein 60E-like. The transcript is spliced from 28 exons. The record is from RefSeq and is a predicted model, not a curated record. NCBI's taxonomy places the organism in Eukaryota, Metazoa, Arthropoda, Arachnida, Araneae, Araneidae. Gene Ontology annotation, molecular function: voltage-gated sodium channel activity. Gene Ontology annotation, cellular component: voltage-gated sodium channel complex; plasma membrane. Gene Ontology annotation, biological process: neuronal action potential; membrane depolarization during action potential; sodium ion transmembrane transport. The coding region runs from base 266 to 5479 and encodes 1737 amino acids.